This is a messenger RNA of Cylicocyclus nassatus, 360 nucleotides long. The record is from the annotation of a GenBank genome assembly. NCBI's taxonomy places the organism in Eukaryota, Metazoa, Nematoda, Chromadorea, Rhabditida, Strongylidae.
AUGCACUUCUCGCUUGCUGUUGGCAGUUAUAUAAUUUUGAUAGUCCAGUUACCAGUGAUGGCCGUCCUCACAGUGUUCUGCCGUAAAAAGAAACAUAAAGAUAGAGAUGGGGUUGUGCUAACAAAAGAUGUUCCCGGGUCGAAGGAAGAAACGCGCACCAAAACACGUACAUGGACUAUACGACCUAAACCACCUCCAAAUGUUCCAAUAGCGCCUCCACCCAAGGAUCCGCUUGACGAUACUCUGAGGGGAGUGAAGUCGUUGAAGAUCGAAAGCAGCUGGAAACUUAUGCGCAGGAGUAGAUGAAAGAAGAAUCAAACUUCAAUUCCAGUAAAAUCCAAGAUUUCAAAAGCAAUGUAC